Molecule: messenger RNA, 2442 nt
Organism: Cladocopium goreaui
Lineage: Eukaryota; Dinophyceae; Suessiales; Symbiodiniaceae
Source: the annotation of a GenBank genome assembly
AUGGAACCAACGACAACACUUCUGCAUCUCUCAGCGGCGCUUCCCAUGCCGCGGCUGGCUGUACUUCGACCUCCAGCCUCCUCCGAUGUGAGCGUGGAAGUCGGCAACGUAUCGACGGUGGUCCUGGGCAAUGAGAGGGUGGCAGUCGAUGCGAUUCUGGACGACGAUGCGUGCAUUUCCUGGGCAUCAACAGCGAUGCUCGAAAGCGCCCUCGAAGGAUUUAGUCAUGGUUUGGUCCUCCAUGGGGCACCACAGGGGCAGCUGAUCCCUCGGUUGUUGCUGCAUUUGGGCGACCAGAUUCAGCAAAAAGGCUACCAGCUGUGGUUUACCGCCCUGGAGCUGCUGGAGGAUCAGCUGCUGGAUCAGCAGCUGGAUCUGUUGGCCACGGGGCCCUUGGAGCGCAGGGAGCCGCCCCGUUUCGUGCUGCAUCCGGGUCUUGGGACGCACGCGGUGGGCGCCUCAGAGGUGCCGAUCUCUGACCACGCGGAGCUAAAGGAGUGGAUCUCUUUUUCGCAGAAGAGGCGGGUGCUGACCAGCAGCUGCCUGCAUGCUGCCAGCAGCAGAAGUCAUCAGCUGUUUUUCCUGCGAUUGGAAGCGGGGCAGAUCCACAGCAGGUUGGGAAUUUUUGAUCUCAGAUCCAGUGCGCCGAGCCGCUCGGUACCUGCAGAUCUCACCACCUUAGAAAGCGUUUUGCAGAGCUGCCAUCACCCUUUGGCAUGCAAAUUGACCAUAGCUUUGAAGGACCUUCUCACCGGCACCUGGCAUGGUUCCGUGCUGGCGGAGGGAAGCCGUUCCAGCUUCCGCUGGCUCAAAGCCUGGGCGCGUCCUCGGCUCUUGUGCUCACUCACGAAGGGCCUGCCGCGAAGUGCACAACUGGAACUGCUACAGGGCGAGGUUCAAGCGCUGAAAUUGCAGACGCCGGAUGAAACCAGGUCAGAAGCCUUGGCUCAGCGGAGCGCUUUGAUCUUGGAAUUCUCCAAGAAGCCUUUGGACCGGCGGCGCCUGGCACGGGAGCGGGUGAAGACUUACGAGUGGUGCGGGGUGAUGACCGAAGAAACCCAGGAGGUCUUGCAGCAGGAGCUAAUGACUCCCUACUUGCUGAACAUGUCGGAUGACGCCUCGUUGGCCGGAUCUUUGAUGUACCUGCUGCAGAGGGGCGAACGGACCAGCAUCGGCAGCGACCCCGACAACACCAUCGUCUUGGAUGGCUUGGGGAUGCUGCCGAACCUUUGCAGCAUUGUCAACCUGGAUGACUUCAAGCUUACCCUGAGCCGUCCCGACUUUGCCAAGGAUCAUGUCUUGGUGAAUGGAAAAACCAUGGCCAAGGAUAGCAUCGUCCUUUCACAUCAUGAUCGCAUCUGUCUUGGGCGUGCGCAGAUGGUGAAGCUACACAUCCCGCAUCAAGGGGUUGAGACCAUCCAGGAAAGCGAGGAAAAGUUGGGCCUGCAACCCUUGGAAUGCCUACUCCCGGAGGACUUGGCCGGCUUUCUUCCGCCCUUGCCCCGGCAAGGCUUUGAGGUGAACUUUGCGAACCUUCAGCACCUGCUGGAGCAUUCUGAGUCGCUAAGGAAUCUCCAGUACUACGUCAAGGAUCUGUUGCCCAAGCUCUCCGCCACGGCCCAGCUCGCUUGUUUCGAAACCUUGCGAAAGGCGUGCUAUUUGGUGGAUGAGGCGAACAUGAUCACGCGGGAAGUCCGUCCCGAGGACCAACUCCAUUUCGAAGUGGACUUGGUUUGGGACAUUUUUCGACAUCCAGAAGAGGUCCUGGUGAUUCGCCUGCUGAGUUACAGUAGUAGCCCUAGAUCCGCAACCACCUCGAGCCAGGUGCUGCACUACUGGUCCUAUGCGCAGUUCCAAGCCCGCCUGGAGUUGAUGAGAGACGCCCACCGCGCCGCCACAAGGUCCUCGUGGUCGUCGUGGUCGUCCGUGGCGGCGAAGGAGGAGCUGAUGGAUCCGUGGAGAGAGUCGAACCUUUUUCCACUGCGACAUUUGUUGAGCCAUGCGCUGUUCGACCGGCCAGAAGUGGAAGAUCUGAAGAUGCAACUGGCAGAGAUGCGACAGGAGCUUCAAGAGAAGACGGGAAGCCUGGAGAAGAAAGCGGAGAUCAUCAGCCAGUUGAACGAACAGCUGAUGGGAGUGGUUUCCUUGACCCAGGAGAUCCAGGAGGAGGUGGGUCUCCAAAGUCCUCAUGGUGCCUCACCCAUCACGGUGGUCUCCAUGCAUGACCUCGCGCCGCACAACGAUGGCAGCGAAGAGAACUUCACCAUGAGCGUAUCGGCAUCGACAAUCUCGGACGGAGCACCCACAGCGCCAAACGAUGCACGGUCUCGGGGCUUCAAAGUGGAUAAGCUCAGUGGUUCGAUUCUCCAGACUUUGGCACCUGCCCUGUUGAGCCAAAGUAGCUUGACACCUCCCCACUGCUAUCGUGAUCUCCACCGUUGA